This is a messenger RNA of Paramecium tetraurelia, 1302 nucleotides long. RefSeq lists its product as uncharacterized. Gene Ontology annotation, molecular function: structural constituent of cytoskeleton; GTPase activity; GTP binding. The record is from RefSeq and is a predicted model, not a curated record. The transcript is spliced from 2 exons. Gene Ontology annotation, biological process: mitotic cell cycle; microtubule cytoskeleton organization. Gene Ontology annotation, cellular component: cytoplasm; microtubule. NCBI's taxonomy places the organism in Eukaryota, Ciliophora, Oligohymenophorea, Peniculida, Parameciidae.
AUGAGGGAAAUUUUAGUAUUGCAAUUAGGAGGCUUUGGUAAUAAAAUGGGAGUUAAAUUUUGGGAAGAAAUGUAUAUAGAUAGUGAAUUUGAAAGUGAUAUUGAUUUACAAGAACAAAAUAAAAAUAAUUUGCUUAAUUCUUCUAAUAUCUUGUUUUAUAAUUUAAGUGAGAAGACACCACUUCCUCGAACUGUAUAAGUCGAUUUAGGAUAAGAUUUACCCUACUCAAAUACAGAUUUUAAUCCAUGUAAUCAGUUCUCAUUUAAUUAUUCAUCUGGCAAUAAUUUUGGAUUUGUAAAAAACAAUUGCUGCAAUUAAAUUGUUGACAUUAUUUUUGAUAGGAUAAGAUAAGAGAUAGAAUAAUGUGAUUCAUUGUAAGGAUUCUAAAUUUUUGCAUCCAUAAUUGGUGCAGUUUUAUCUCAAAUGCUAAAUGAUGAAUAUUCAAAUGCCAUUACUUAAUGUAACUUAUUAGUUCCUUCAGUAAAAUUAAACGACAAUUGUGUGGUUUCACCUUAUAAUUCUGCUUUAGCAUUUAAUUAAUUGAUAGAUUCGGCUGAGCAAUUAAUAUUUUUUGAUAAUGAAGGAUUAAAAUAAAACCUUAGUAGAUUAGGCAUAUAAUUUGAUUAUUAAGAUGCAAAUCUUCAUGUUGCUUAAACAAUAUGUUGUAAUUCAUCACCAUUCAGAAAUCCUGGGGAUAUUAAUUCAAGUUUGAGAAAACUUUCAACAAAUUUGAGCCCUUUUGCAUUUUAUAAAUUAUUUACUUGUAACAUGACUAAUAAUCUAUACAGCGAUUACUACAAGGAAUACUUAAAGAUGGAUGAAUAUUAAAUUUUUAAGGAAUUAAUAUCAUCAGAUCACAACCAAACUAGCGCUGUAUAUACCUAAGGAAAAUUUGUGUCAGCUGCGCUUAGCGUAAGGGGAAAAGUAUCAAAUAAGGAAUUUGAUAAAUAAUGCUCUUGUUUCGACUAUUAUCUAGAACACCAGAGAUAUAGAACAGGGGUUAAAAAGAAAUUCGAAGGAAUAAACAUGUUUUUUACCAAUAUAUGUUAGAAAAAAUAUUAAAAUUAUGAAUUUUUUGGAAGUUCCAUUAUUCAUUCUUCUAGCAUAACUUAAUCCCUGAAGAGUUUAAGUGAGAAAUUUAAGAAAAUGUACCCUAAAAAAUCUUACGUCCAUAAAUAUAUUCAAGAAGGAAUUGAGGAAUCAGAAUUUGUGGGAGCUUAAUCUAGGCUUGAUGAUACAAUAUUUUUAUAUCAAGAUACUUUGGACACAUAUUAAGACGAGCAUUUUGAAUAUUAGGAAUGA